UGUUCGAUUGUUUACGCGCGUCUUGAUUAUCGCAAAUUAUUUUCACGAAUAUAACACUUAUAGUACCUACUUGAAGUUACCUGCAUUAAAAUCCAUAUGUGAUGUCGAUGUGGGUAUACCUAACUUAUUUCGGCUGCGUCUAAAACGUCGAGUUUCGCGAUUAUGUUACUGUAAAGUGUAAAUAUUUGGCAUUUUUUCGCCAUCGGUUUGUUCCGGUAAAUUUAUUUCAUUCAUUUGCGCUAAAGUAAUUUAGCGAAUUAUUGAAAAAGUUUUAGUGCUUCAGUGCAUCCCCUCUGUGUGUGAUUGGUUGUUUUUAAAUAAUAUUAUAGAUGUGGAUCAUAUUGAGAAGAAAGAAACCCGAGAAGAUUCACGUCACUAGACGAAUUGAUAGAGAGGAGGGAACCUUGCAAACGGUGAUUACAGAGUAGGCGAUACUAGAUGGCAAUGGUCGAAGCAGCACCGUCAUUUGGUUGGUUUACUGGAGAAGAUGGAAGGCUCACUGCUUCUUGUCGAGGUAUUGCAGUCCACACCACCCAGAACAAUGAAGUGGAAGAUGUGAAUAGGUUGAAAGCAGGGAAAGAACAGCUGCCGAUAAUUACAACAUCAACGGAAACAGACGACUCGGAAUGUACGGGCGAAAAGCGCAAAGAUAGAAGGAAAUGCGACAAACAAGAUGAACUGCCGCCGCCGAGUACACAUAAUGAAAAUGGCUCAGCGUCGGCAGCGUCGGCUAACGCCGACUUGCCUAAUUUCAGCUCGGCGUUACAGCUGCGAGAAAACGUCGAGAUAAAUAUUACAAGCGUGGCCACUAAUCGACCCAUAUACCCGAAUAUACCAUAUUCUCCAUACUCUUCGCCCAGAACCGCGCGUCGUAAAUCACCGCUCAAAGAAUGUCGCAGAGUGAGCAUCGAUGAAUGCGGCUCUUAUCAGCAGCUCAAUCAAUACAAGUUGAUCGAUUCCAUCGGACAGGGUUCUUUCGGAUUGGUAAAACUUGCCUACAACGAAGAAGACGAUAAACACUAUGCAAUGAAGAUAUUAUCGAAAAAGAAAUUACUCAGAAAAGCUGGAUGUUUCGGCAGAAUAGCACCGAAUAGAAAAGGUACCAAUCCACUAGAUAAAGUUUACCGCGAAAUAGCAGUGCUCAAGAAGUUAGAUCAUCCAAAUGUAGUAAAACUUAUCGAAGUUUUAGACGACCCCGACGAAGAUCAUCUAUACUUAGUUUUCGAACUGUUAGAACGCGGCGAAGUUAUGCAAAUACCCACAGCCGAGCCAUUAAGCGAAGACCAAGCUUGGCAUUACUUUCGAGAUGUGGUUUUAGGAUUAGAAUACCUUCACUACCAGAAAAUCAUUCAUCGUGAUAUUAAACCUUCGAAUUUACUGCUCGGUGACGACGACCACGUUCAGAUCGCCGAUUUAGGAGUAUGUAACGAAUUCGACGGCUCUGACGCCAGGUUAAAUUCAACCGCCGGCACGCCCGCUUUUACUGCACCCGAAGCUUUGGAUCCGAAUGCGAAAUAUUUCAGUGGAAAAGCUUUGGAUUUAUGGUCGUUGGGAUGUACUUUAUACGCUUUCGUUUUCGGAAAGUUACCAUUUUACGACGAAUCUGUUUUAACUUUAUAUAAUAUGAUUAAAACCGAACCGGUUCAAUUUCCCAGUCAGCCUAAGAUUUCCGAACCUCUACACGAUCUCUUAGUACGUCUUUUGGAGAAAGAUCCAUCCUCAAGGAUCACCUUACCAGAAAUCAAGGUACACGACUGGGUGACUCGUAAUGGAACCGCCCCUCUGCCAUCAGAAGAAGAAAAUUGUCAACUGGUAGAAGUAAGCGAAGAGGAAGUUCAACAGGUCGUCAAGUCAAUUCCGAAACUUGAUACAUUGAUUUUAAUAAAGACAAUGCUCAGAAAACAUUCCUUUCAGAACCCCUUCAAUCAUCAUGAAAGCUCAACUCGUAAAUUAGAAGAAAGCGGACGUUCAUUCUCAGCUCCAAUGGCGAGUUCCUGUCACUCAACAAGUAAUCGGAUGUACGCCAGCGAAUCUUCAUUGCCGAGUGUAAAAGAAGUCAUACCUCAAGAAGCUAUCAAUCAAAAGUAAUUUAUUCUACUUAACGCGCUCUUAAUGGCAUUUGUUACUUUUAGUCGUUUUUCUCUCAUUUAAAUUUUUUCUAUGUUAUUCAUUAUUAUUAUUUUGCAAAAUGGACCAAAAAUAAAAUUUAUUUAUAAAUUUA
This is a messenger RNA of Planococcus citri (citrus mealybug), 2221 nucleotides long. Its product is annotated as calcium/calmodulin-dependent protein kinase kinase 1. The transcript has 13 exons. Gene Ontology annotation, biological process: intracellular signal transduction; positive regulation of protein kinase activity; protein phosphorylation. NCBI's taxonomy places the organism in Eukaryota, Metazoa, Arthropoda, Insecta, Hemiptera, Pseudococcidae. The record is from RefSeq and is a predicted model, not a curated record. Bases 439 to 2088 code for a protein of 549 amino acids. Gene Ontology annotation, molecular function: ATP binding; calcium/calmodulin-dependent protein kinase activity; calmodulin binding. Gene Ontology annotation, cellular component: cytoplasm.